CCAUCCAUUUUCCAUCAUGCUUAUCCCAAGCGGAGUCUUGAGAGGUGCUGGCGUCUCCCAUCUGUCAUCUGUUGCCAGUUCAUUGAGGGCAACACGAUCUAUUUAGUUAUUUCUAUUGUAAUUUAGAUAGGCCUAUAGGCUCACAAUUGCUUUAACUUAGAUUAAAAAUUAAUUUGGUCAUAGUGUAAUCCAUUUAUCAUUUGUUUUUAUCUUCAUUAUUUAAGCUUUUUUCUAAUAAAUGUAUUCUGUGAUUGCAGCCAGUCGAAGAUCUGGAAGACUGCUCUUGCCCUUCAUCUACUUCACCAGACUGCCCCAAACAGCUGCAGCUCCUCCGCAGUCCUUGUGAAAAGUGCUGCUGCCCAGCACCUCCACCAAAGAUCAGUGACCUCAUGAACGACAAAGACCUGCUGGACUUACUGCGCUUGAAGCUGGACCCAAACCACUGCACGGUUAAAAACUGGAAGAACUUUGCGAGCCGUUGGGGAAUGAGCUACGACGAACUCACCCUGCUGGAGCACCGGACCCAGGGCUCCUUGUCUCACAGCCCCACUCAAGAGUUCCUGCUGCGCUACAACCAGAAGACGGUGACCGAGCUCACCGAACUGUGCCGCAUCUAUCAGCGCAUUGACGUGCUGCGGCUGCUUCAGAGCUGGAUAGAGAAGGACUGGCCGUCACGCUGGCAGCAGACUCACUAAUCACAUGGAAAUGUGGAUUUAUCUGUUGGGUUUUUUCU
Cyprinodon variegatus (sheepshead minnow) is the source of this 733-nucleotide messenger RNA. Its product is annotated as ectodysplasin-A receptor-associated adapter protein-like. The record is from RefSeq and is a predicted model, not a curated record. Gene Ontology annotation, biological process: signal transduction. Gene Ontology annotation, molecular function: protein binding. NCBI's taxonomy places the organism in Eukaryota, Metazoa, Chordata, Actinopteri, Cyprinodontiformes, Cyprinodontidae. The coding region runs from base 390 to 695 and encodes 101 amino acids. The transcript is spliced from 2 exons.